Strongylus vulgaris is the source of this 330-nucleotide messenger RNA. The record is from the annotation of a GenBank genome assembly. Lineage: Eukaryota; Metazoa; Nematoda; Chromadorea; Rhabditida; Strongylidae.
AUGUUCGAGGGGGGUGACAGUCAUGGUUUGGGCGCCUUCAGUUCCAGUGGGGAAAUGGAAUGGUUAUUGCCGCCUGGAUGGUUAAGUACCAAACAAUACUACUAUUGCAUCCUUGAUCUUAUUAUUAAGACUGGACGGAAUUUUUCAUUGGGACAUUUUGAUCUGGUCCAAGGAUCCACCAGUUCUAAAAUGGCCAAGAAGUUAUCGAUCCGAUCGGAAGUCUUUUCAUCGUUCACAGUACACUUUAAAGAUGUGAAGAGGCCAAAAGCAGCAGCUCUUCGAAGCGAAACCUUGCAAAAGGUGGUCGGUUUCCGUGAGGAACCUUUAUAA